UUAGAAAAGGUUUCGUGAGAUCCGUUGUGCACUUGCAUGUCUCGCGCAUCAUUUUUGCGAUACUCACCUGGCUAGCACUGCGAUGGCUGCUCCCUCGAACCCCCAAACGCGCAAGGCAGGAAACUUCACGUAUGAGGUGUACGCGAUCGACUACUCCAUGCACCGCGAGCAUCGAAACAAGCUCUUGGACCGCAUGUCGGCCCUUCCGGCGCUGGCCCCGUCUUCGUUCAUUGUCCUGCACGGCGGGUCCGAGUUGAACGAGUACGACACGGACACGACGGUGCCGUUCCAACAAGAGAGCAUGUUUCAAUACUUGUUUGGUGUGAAAGAGCCCGAUUGCGCCGGUGCGCUCGAUUUGACCACACGAAAGUCCUUGCUGUUCGUCCCCCGUUUGUCCGCUGAGUGGGCGCUCUGGUGCGGCGAUCGCAAGCCUCUGGAUUGGUUUCGCACUCAUUACGGUGUGGACGAAGUGUUCUUCGUCGACGAUAUGGCGGACGUACUAGAGUCGCGCGGCGCCAAGACGCUGUAUGUGUUGCACGGGGUGAACUUGGACAGUGGUUUGACAACUCAAACAACGUCGACGUUUCCAGGCAUUGACAAAUUUACCGUGGACAAGUCGGCGCUGCACAAUGAACUUGUCGAGUGUCGAGUGAUCAAGACCGAGAAGGAGCUUGACUUGCUUCGUUGGGUCAACCGAUUGAGUUCGGCAGCGCACAUUCAAGUAAUGAAGACGAUCGUGCCAGGCAUGGUCGAGUAUCAUGCCGAAUCGACGUUCUUGCACUCGUGCCACAGCAAGGGGGGCGCCCGCUUUCACGCGUACACGUGCAUUUGUGGCAGUGGCCACAAUGCUGCUGCCCUCCAUUACGGCCACGCUGGCGCUCCCAACGACAAGGUUCUUGCCGACGGCGACAUCUUCCUCAACGAUAUGGGUGCUUCGUACCACGGAUACGCGUCGGACAUUACGUGUUCGUUUCCCGUCAACGGUGUAUUCACGGAAGACCAAAAAUUCAUUUACAAUGGGGUGCUCAAGUCACAUGAAGCAGCGCUGAAUGCAAUCAAGCCGGGGGCUCACUGGACGGACAUCCACUUGCUUUCCCAGCGGGUCUUGACGGAACACCUCUUGGCUGGUGGUCUCUUGCAAAACGGCACGGUCGAUGAAUUGAUGGAAGCCGAAAUCAGCGCAUAUUUCUAUCCCCAUGGUCUCGGCCACUUGAUGGGCCUGGACGUGCAUGAUGUAGGUGGGUACCUCCCUGGGACCGGCCGCACCGACACGCGAAUGCUCCGGAAGCUCCGCUGCGGCCGCGUGCUUGAGAAGAACAUGGUGGUCACCGUGGAACCUGGUUGCUACUUCAUCGAAGGCCAAUUGGAGGAAUUGCUGACCAACCCGGACACUGCCAAAUACGUCAACCAGGACGUGCUGCGUCGUUUCCGCGGCUUUGGCGGCGUGCGCAUCGAGUCCGACGUGAUCGUGACGGAAACCGGGUUUGAAAACAUGUCCCAUUUGGUCCCUCGCACCGUCGAAGAGAUCGAGCGCGUCAUGGCAUCGCAGUAAAGCGUUCUUAAUGCAUGCUCACAAUGCCAGUCAUGGUGUUUCCAACACA
Molecule: messenger RNA, 1601 nt
Organism: Aphanomyces invadans
Lineage: Eukaryota; Oomycota; Saprolegniomycetes; Saprolegniales; Verrucalvaceae
Exons: 2
Coding region: 83-1552 (489 amino acids)
Molecular function (GO): manganese ion binding; metalloaminopeptidase activity
Source: RefSeq, a predicted model, not a curated record